Molecule: messenger RNA, 1353 nt
Organism: Chaetomium globosum CBS 148.51
Lineage: Eukaryota; Fungi; Ascomycota; Sordariomycetes; Sordariales; Chaetomiaceae
Exons: 7
Coding region: 1-1353 (450 amino acids)
Source: RefSeq, a predicted model, not a curated record
AUGGCGGUCAGGCGAAGGCCACAAACAACACCAUCCCCACGAAACGGCCUCGACUCCGGCGCUAUCACCAGGAUACAUGUACUCGGUACUCAAUACAGGCUGUUCACUGAACCCAAUCCCACGCCAUCAUCCCCGGGCCUCCCCGCAAACGGUGAAUUUGACCCAGACGAUUACUGCGCCCGCCGCCUCGCGGGGCUCGAGACCGGCCCGGCGCCCACCAUCGGACCCGGCACCGCAGCCUCCAUCUGGGCCCUCUUCGCGCUCGCCACCGCCUUCAUCGUCCUGCGCAUCUACUGCAAGAUAUGGCAGUCGCGCGGGAUCUGGUGGGAUGACCUGACCAUGUUCCUCGCCUCCAGCACACUCUGCCAACUCGUGAUCAACCUCGGCUUCGGGCACUUCCCCUGCGACAUCCCCACCUCCCACCACCCCCUCAUCGCCUUCCGCGGCGGCGGGCUAGGUUCCACCUUCACGGUGCUCGCCAUCGUAUGGAGCAAGACGGCCUUCGGCAUCACCCUGCUGCGGCUGACGCGCGACCGGCUGCGGUGGGCGCUGGCGGCCGUCGUGGUGGCGAUGAACGUGACCAUGGGGCUGCAGGCGGUUUUUGUGUGGGUGCGUUGUCAGCCAGUGGAGAAGAAUUGGCGGCCGGGGGUGGUGGGGACGUGUUGGGAGUUGGGGGUGAGUAACGGGUAUGCGGUGUUUUCGGCCGUGUUGUCCGGGGUGUGUGAUGUGGUGUUUGCGUUGUUGCCGUGGUUUUUGGUGUGGCGGUUGAGGAUGCGGAAGAAGGAGAAGGUGGGGGUCGUGGUGGCGAUGAGUAUGGGGGUUUUUGCCGGGAUAACUUCAUUUGUCAAGUCGGGACAUAUUCGCGAAAUGGGAUCCAAGAACUUUACUCCCGAGAUUGCCACAACCAUAAUGGCAUCCUGUAUCCCGGUUCUGCGCGUCCUCUUCCGCGACCUGCGGGACGCCACGCCUACCGAGAUCAGCGGAACCUUCGGGCUAGAGAACUACCACUAUCCCAAGUCUGACAGCACCGGCGUGACGGCGAAACAGGCUGCCCAUGACCCGGUUGUGGUUGAGGCAGCCGCCCCUGCCGAAAACGGGCAUGACGACAACACACAAGCCCCAAACCAGUCCGACUUGAGACGUAGUCAGACGGCCCCCAAGACCUGGAGAGCUGUGUGGGACGUUGGGAAAAGUGCCAGGCCACGAGCUAGGUCUCCGACAGGGGGCUCGGGAACGCCGACAGAUAACGCCGCCCCGGCACCACCCGAUAUUCAACCCGACAACAGCAGUCAGAGGGUAUUAGUUAAUCAUGAAAAUGAGAAUAGAGCAGCGGGCUUGGCUCGAUUCCACUGA